Messenger RNA from Trematosphaeria pertusa, 1410 nucleotides. RefSeq lists its product as uncharacterized. The coding region runs from base 1 to 1410 and encodes 469 amino acids. NCBI's taxonomy places the organism in Eukaryota, Fungi, Ascomycota, Dothideomycetes, Pleosporales, Trematosphaeriaceae. The transcript is spliced from 3 exons. Gene Ontology annotation, molecular function: protein binding. The record is from RefSeq and is a predicted model, not a curated record.
AUGCUUCCUUCAGCGGCAGAGCUUGUCGCACGUUUCCUGAAAACCAACGGAUAUGACGAGACAUUAGCCACUUUCAUCAAGGAGGCCGGUCUGCCUCCGGAGGUUGGUGCCACUUCGAGUCAUGUCACUAUAGAGCAAAUACUGCAUGAAAAGAAGACUUUUGAUCUCAGUCUUAAUUUCGAAAAACUGGGCGUCGAUGAUAGGAAGCGCGGAUGGCGCAAGCCGGCCCCUAAAGAGCCGACGGUUCUGAGCACGCUGCCCACGCGGUCCAACAUUCUUAGCGUUGCCCUGCUAGACUUGAUCCUCCCGACGAACCCCGGCCCGAAGCCAUACUUUGCGGUGACGACGGCGGACCGGCGGCUCCAUUUGAUCGAUCCCAGUACGCCAUCGUUCCCGGUGGCUCAUUCGUAUUCUAGCUUUCAAGAUUCGCCCAUUCUAGAUCUCUUGGUCAUCCAUCACAAGUACUUGCUGGCUGCUUCCAUGUCCGGAACUCUGCUACUCUACCAUACGGAGUCUGACCGAAUCUUGGAAAAAAGAAAGGACCACUCCAAGUACAUCGUCAAGCUAUCCACUUGGUCCGAUGGCACCUCCACCGUCAUCGCUAGCGCCGGUUGGGAUUCCAAAGUCAAUCUCUAUCGUCUAAUCCUCGACGACGGUCCUGACCCUAAACUUGGGGAGCCUUUCGCGGCGAUGACGCUACCGAGCAUCCCGGAGACGCUACUAUUCGUUCGAUCCCCCGACACCUCACGGCCGGUUCUGCUCCUCACUCGACGAGAUUCCGCCUUUCUUUACUACUACGCAGUGCCCUCGCCGACAGUAGAGUCUACGGAAAUCACGCUCCUCGGAAGGCAGAAUUUAGCACCGCAUUCCAAUGCGUGGGUAGCCUUCACGCCAUCAGAUGUCCAGGUUUCCCCUGUGGAUGAUUUGCUGGCUGCUGUGGCAACCUCAUCCAUACCACAUAUGAAGCUCCUAAUUGUGAGGCUUCUCAUACCUCCUGAACAGGUUUCUAGUGAUAUCACGGACCCUGGCCUAGACCCCGAGCCUGCUACGCAAGCCUCACAAGCUCGCGCCGAGCUCUUGGUUCAUGACCGCGAAGAAGCAGCAAUUACUGUCAAUAUCAAUACUAUGGCCCCGCAGACCGCAUACUCGACACCACGGCUCGUUUGGCGGCCGGAUGGUUCCGGAGUCUACGUAAGCUCGGAUGACGGUAUCGUGCGAGGCUUCGAAGCGAGUACCGGAAAAGUUGUUACGGCCUUAGAAGCCCAUGAGCCCGGAUCGAAGCUCCGAUGCCUCUGGGCUGGGAGUGUCAAAGUAGGAUCCAGUAGCGACUCAGAUGGUGCUCGUGAAAACGAGUAUCUCCUCAGCGGUGGAUUUGAUCAGAGGUUGAUUCUGUGGAGUUCCCAUGAGUAG